This is a messenger RNA of Musa acuminata subsp. malaccensis (wild Malaysian banana), 2114 nucleotides long. Its product is annotated as pollen receptor-like kinase 3. Gene Ontology annotation, molecular function: ATP binding; protein kinase activity; protein binding. The record is from RefSeq and is a predicted model, not a curated record. Lineage: Eukaryota; Viridiplantae; Streptophyta; Magnoliopsida; Zingiberales; Musaceae. Gene Ontology annotation, biological process: protein phosphorylation.
CUACUGCUAGUGCCUGUCUACUCUGCUCCGGAGCUGGCCCCUUUGUCGGACACCAACGCCCUCCUACUCCUCAAGGACUCCUUCACGAACGCCACCGCGUUGUCGUCAUGGACGCCCACCAACUCCAACCCCUGCAAUCCGAGUUCCCCCUGGCGAGGCGUCCUCUGCCUCCACGACAUCGUCACCGCCCUCCACCUCUCCGAAAUGGGCCUCUCUGGGAGCAUCAACGUCGACGCGCUCUCCCGCUUCACGGGGCUUCGAAUAGUAAACUUCGCCAACAACUCCUUCUCCGGCCCCAUUCCUCCACUCGGCCGCCUUCAUGCGCUCAAGGCCAUCUACCUGUCCCGGAACCACUUCUCCGACGCCAUCCCCACCGACUUCUUCGACGGCAUGACUCGUCUCAAGAAGCUGUGGCUCAACGACAACGCCUUCACCGGCCUCAUCCCCUACUCCCUGUCGAAGGCCACCGCCCUCUUGGAGCUGCGCCUGGAGGACAACCAUUUCUCCGGUUCCAUACCCGCUCUGAUCUUGCCGUCCCUCUCCUCCCUCAACCUGUCGAAUAAUCACCUCGAGGGGGCGAUCCCCGACGUCUAUUCCAGUUUCAACGCCAGCUCGUUCCUGGGCAACAAAGAUUUGUGCGGCGAGCAGCUUGACAGCCAGUCAUGCAAAACAAUGACACAUAUGGGAAACGACAAGGUGUUGGUUCUGUGCUUCGUCACCGUCGUCCUCGUGUGCUUGGCUAUGUAUAUAUUCACAAAACGAGAGAGGAGUGGAGAAAGUGCGCUUGACACGGUACAGAGUCAAAGAAAGUUGGAGACGGGGGCGACGUCCCCCGGUUCGCCCCACGAGGAAUACCAGAGAGCGUUUAGCAGCCGGCCCAAGGGUGGAUCCAUCAACGGGUACGGAAGAAUGGAGUCGUCGAGGAAACCGGUCGGGAAUGGAAGGGAGGGUGGCAGCGGCGGCGGGGGCGACGGCGGAGACGGAGGAGGCGGAGGAGGGGGAGGGGGAGGGGCCGCGGAUCUGGUGAUGGUGAACGAUAGGAAAGGCGCGUUCGGGUUGCCGGACCUGAUGAAGGCCGCGGCCGAGGUGAUGGGGAGCGGCGGGCUGGGCUCCGCGUACAAGGCGGUGAUGGCCAACGGGGUGGCCGUGGUGGUGAAGCGGAUACGCGACAUGAACCGGGUGGGGAAGGAGGCGUUCGACGCCGAGAUGCGCCGGCUCGGGUGCUUCGUCCACCCCAACCUGCUUCCCCCGCUAGCCUACCAUUACCGGAAGGAUGAGAAGCUGCUGGUGUACGAAUACAUCCCUAAAGGCAGCUUAAUGUACGUCCUCCACGGUGAUCGCGGGCUCGAUUACUCGUCUUUGGACUGGCCGACGCGACUAAAGAUCGCACGAGGAGUAGCCCGCGGCCUCGCCUACCUCCACGCCGAGCAGCCCCCCGUCGAGGCGCCCCACGGCAACCUCAAGUCCAGCAACGUGCUCCUUGCGCCCGACUUCGAACCCCUCCUCGUCGACUACGGCUUCCUCCCCUUGGUCAACCCCGCGCAGGCACCCACCACCAUGCAGGCCCACCGGUCCCCCGAAGCCCUGGCCGACCGCCCCGUGGAUCCCCGUUCCGACGUCUACUGCCUCGGCGUCAUCCUCCUCGAGCUCCUCACCGGCAAGUUCCCGUCGCAGUACCUCGACAGCGCCGAGGGCGGCACCGACGUCGUCCACUGGGCGACGUACGCGAUCGGCGAGGGACGGGAGGCCGAGAUCCUGGGCCCCGCCCUCGUGGCCGGCGCCCAGUCGUCGAUGCCUGACAUGAAGCGGCUGCUCCGGGUCGCGGUGGAUUGUACCGAUCCGGAGCCCGACCGGCGGAUCGAGCUGCGGGAGGCCGUCGAGAGGAUCGAGGAGGUCGCCGCCGAGGUUGAGACGGCCGCGCCGGGGGAGCGGUCGGGACGUCGGGUCGGGAGCAUCGGCGAGGCGUCGGAGCGGCGGAGCGACAAUAGCUUCUCGUCCGCCAUGUCGUGACCGUGGGAUGUCAAUCGUACGACUGAGAUAGCCCGCCACAGUAGCUCGCGCCUUGUUUGGCGUUCGAACGCUUCGUAUUAGUGUAUAAAUUCGUUUUGGAAGCU